GGUGCUAUUAUCUCGCGGGACUCUACAAAUAUAUUAUGUCACAUGGAUAUUGAACAGCAAUUUAAUCCUAUCCUAGAUGAAAUAUUAAUUGAAAGGGUAGUUGGAACAGAUAAUCAUGAGUUUAUAAAAAUGUAUAUUUCCGAAGAAAUGAAGAAUUAUGGUUGGACCAUAGAACUAGAUGAAUUUAAAGCCUCUACUCCAAAAGGAAUUUACAAUAUGACUAAUGUUGUGGCUACUUUAAACCCUUUGGCUGAUCGGUAUAUAGUUGUCGCUUGCCAUUAUGACUCCAAAUUAAUGAAAUUUAUAUUUGUGGGAGCAACUGAUUCAGCAGUACCUUGUGCCAUGAUGAUGUACAUGGCAAGGUCUUUGAACCAACAACUUGAAGCAUUUAAAAACUCUCCCUUAAGCUUGAUGAUGGUAUUUUUUGAUGGAGAAGAAGCAUUUGUGAAAUGGAACAAAACAGAUUCUCUUUACGGUUCCAGACAUUUAGCUUCAAAAAUGGAAAAUACCAAAUUUUUUCACCGAGGUCGCCAAUUGAAUCAACUGUAUAGAAUUGAAUUCUUAAUGUUAUUAGAUUUAUUGGGUACAAAGAAUCCAAAGUUUUAUAAUUAUUUUCCAGAAACAACAGACUUAUAUCAAAGUUUGAUCAAUGCUGAAACAGCUUUAAAUACUACCGGUUGUUUUAACAAUUAUAUUAAUGUUUAUUUCAAACCAAAGUCUGCAAAUGUAGAAAUUGAUGAUGAUCAUAUGCCAUUUUAUGAAAAAGGGAUUGAAAUUGUUCAUGUAAUUCCACAUCCAUUUCCAAGUGUUUGGCAUGAGAGCAGUGAUAAUAGAGAAGCAUUACACAUGCCGACAAUACAGAACUUGAUUAAAAUUUUUCAAGUAUUUCUACUUAGUUAUUUAGAAAAACAGUAAACUAAAUAUUUUUGUUUACUAUCUUGAAUCUCAUUUAG
Messenger RNA from Sipha flava (yellow sugarcane aphid), 953 nucleotides. RefSeq names its product glutaminyl-peptide cyclotransferase-like. The record is from RefSeq and is a predicted model, not a curated record. Gene Ontology annotation, molecular function: glutaminyl-peptide cyclotransferase activity; zinc ion binding. NCBI's taxonomy places the organism in Eukaryota, Metazoa, Arthropoda, Insecta, Hemiptera, Aphididae.